ACUUGUAAGCUUCUUGCUCAACAGGCUUAUCAGCUAUCUCCACACUCUUCGCCCCUUCAGUUACAAAAGACACAAUCACACAACCAUGGAAUCAAAGCCAUUCUUUCGUUUCCUCUUUUUCUUCUUCGCCAUAGCAUUCCUCCUCCUCUUCACCUGGACUCACCUUCCUUAUGCGCCACCACCCAACGUCACCACCCUCCUCGACUGCGCCAGUAACUCUCCCUGGUGUACCUCCAAGAACCGCUUUCAGUCCAAACAACCCUCAAUCACCAAAAUCCCGAGAGCCACCGCUACCACCAGGCCUCGCCAUGAGUCAGCCGCCCCUCGCCACCCCGUCGACCCUCUCACCAUCCAAGAAUUCAAUAAGGUCCGCACCAUCCUUUCUUCCCACGCGCUCUUCAAAUCCUCAAAAAACUACGCGCUCCAUUCCGUCGUCUUAGAAGAACCAGACAAAGACCUCGUCUUGCAAUGGACAAAAGGCCAACCGCUCUUCCCAAGAAUAGCCUCCGUCAUCGCACGUGCCAACGGAGAGUCACAUGUGCUGACGGUCAACUUGGAAACCAACGAAGUCAACGUUCUCAACACCGCUCCUCCGACUGGUUACCCGAUGAUGACGAUCGAGGACAUGACAUCCGCUACCUGGGCUCCACUUUCGAACGCCAAGUUCAACCGUACGAUCAUCGAACGAGGUGUUAAUCUUGAUGACGUGGCGUGCCUGCCGAUUUCCUUGGGGUGGUUCGGGGAAAACGAGGAGAACAGGAGGUUAAUUAAGGUACAGUGCUACUCCAUGAAAGACACUGCUAACUUUUACAUGAGACCAAUCGAAGGGUUAACUGUUUUACUCGAUUUGGACACAAAAGAAGUGGUGGAGAUUUCGGAUACGGGUCGGGCCAUCCCGGUUCCAAAAGCCACGAACACGGACUAUCGUUACUCGGAGCAGAAGAUUCAGCAGGAACUCAACUUGAUAAACCCCAUAUCCAUUGAACAGCCGAAGGGUCCGAGUUUUGUCAUUGAAGAUGAACAUUUGGUGAAAUGGGCAAAUUGGGAAUUCCAUUUAAAACCCGACCCCAGAGCAGGCGUGGUGGUUUCCCGAGCUAAGGUCCGGGACCCGGAUAGUGGGGUGAUGAGGGAUGUGAUGUACAAAGGGUUUACUUCUGAAUUGUUUGUGCCUUACAUGGACCCUACCGAUGCAUGGUAUUUUAAGACUUAUAUGGAUGCGGGCGAAUACGGGUUCGGGUUGCAGGCUAUGCCACUUGACCCCCUUAAUGAUUGUCCAAGAAAUGCAUAUUAUAUGGAUGGUGUGUUUGCCGCCGGUGAUGGUGUACCUUAUGUCCGAUCAAACAUGAUCUGCGUGUUUGAGAGCUACACCGGUGAUAUAGGGUGGCGGCAUUCGGAGAGUCCAAUCACGGGUAUGGAGAUUAAGGAAGUGAGGCCAAAGGUGACGUUAGUGGUCAGAAUGGCUGCAUCAGUGGCUAACUAUGACUAUAUUGUUGAUUGGGAGUUCCAAACAGACGGGCUAAUCAGGAUUAAGGUUGGACUUAGCGGCAUUUUGAUGGUGAAAGGUACCACCUAUGAAAACAUGAACCAAGUGGAAGCGCAAGAACAUCUCUUUGGCACGCUUUUGUCUGAAAACGUUAUUGGCGUUAUCCAUGAUCAUUACAUCACAUUCUACUUGGAUAUGGACACAGAUGGCUCCGAUAAUUCCUUUGUUAAAGUAAAUAUCCAGAGGCAAGAUACCUCGCCGGGAGAGUCACCAAGAAAAAGCUAUUUGAAAGCUGUCAGAAAUGUGGCCAAAACAGAGAAAGAUGCACAAGUUCAGCUUAAACUCUAUGACCCAUCUGAGUUCCAUGUGAUCAAUCCAACUAAGAAGACAAGGGUUGGGAACCCGGUUGGAUAUAAGGUAGUUCCUGGCGGUUCCGCCGCUAGCUUGCUGGAUCAUGAAGAUCCACCACAGAGAAGAGGUGCAUUCACAAAUAACCAGAUAUGGGUCACUCCAUAUAACAAAAGCGAGCAAUGGGCAGGUGGAUUAUUUGUUUAUCAGAGCCAGGGUGAGGACACUCUUGCUGUUUGGUCUGAUAGGGACCGAUCAAUUGAAAACAAGGAUAUUGUGCUGUGGUAUACUCUAGGCUUCCAUCACAUACCAUGCCAGGAGGACUUUCCUAUUAUGCCAACUGUGUCCUCAAGCUUUGAUUUGAAGCCAGUUAAUUUCUUCGAGAGCAACCCAAUUCUUCGGAUUCCACCCAAUGUUGAAAAGGAUUUACCUGUUUGCAAGCCUGCUGGUUCAGCAUGAAACGCUAGUUUAAGAACAAGUCUAAGAUCUACGAAUCAAAUCUAAGUUUCUGAAUGGUCAGAGGUGUAAAUAGUAAUUAUCCAGGAACUGGUUCUAUUUCCUUAGCAAGAUUAAUUAGAGGUUACAUUCUCUUAAUCACUUUAAAGAAACAUCAUUAUGAUGGGCUUUUAACAGUGGCCACGUUUAAAGGAUCCAAUGAGUUUAAAAAAGGUCGAAACUGUCACGAUAGUUUUUCA
Theobroma umbraticum is the source of this 2526-nucleotide messenger RNA. RefSeq names its product amine oxidase [copper-containing] gamma 2-like. The record is from RefSeq and is a predicted model, not a curated record. Lineage: Eukaryota; Viridiplantae; Streptophyta; Magnoliopsida; Malvales; Malvaceae. Gene Ontology annotation, biological process: amine metabolic process. Gene Ontology annotation, molecular function: quinone binding; primary methylamine oxidase activity; copper ion binding.